Fraxinus pennsylvanica is the source of this 1890-nucleotide messenger RNA. NCBI's taxonomy places the organism in Eukaryota, Viridiplantae, Streptophyta, Magnoliopsida, Lamiales, Oleaceae. The record is from the annotation of a GenBank genome assembly.
AUGGAAAACUUGAGCAAGUUUCAACUUCAAAGAACUCUUUCUAUUCAGUCCUGCUUCCGGGAACUAAACUCCAUCCCGGCCUAUGGUGGUGCCGAAGAACCAGACUUGAACAACACUCGAAACACUUCUUACCCUCUUUUCCCAGUUCAGCUAACCUACUGUUGCAAUGUUCAAAUUGCAGCUCCGCCUAAUCUAUCUUCAUUUUCCGAGGGAGCCGAGGGGACUAAAUCCGCCAGGAAUCUUUCAAUGUAUGUGCCUCUAUACCAUGCUGCACUCAAGGGUGAUUGGGAAAAAGCAAAAGAAUUUUUCAGUCUACAUCCUCAAGCAAUAACUGCAAGGAUCACAAACGGAUGGGAAAGAGUUCUGCAUAUUGCAGCAGGGGCAAAACAGAUAAAAUUUGUAGAAGAAUUGGUCAAAUUGAUGGAUCCAUUGGAUUUGGCACUUAAAAAUAAGUAUGAAAAUACUGCACUUUGCUUUGCUGUUGCAUCUGGUAUUACAAAAAUUGCAGAGUUAAUGGUAGCAAAAAACAGUUACUUGCCUAUGAUAAGAGGUAGCAAAGGAGUGACACCCCUACAUAUUGCUGCUUUAUUGGGAUAUAGAGACAUGGUCUGGUAUCUUUCUUCAGUAACGGAUGGCCAAUCUCUUACCAAAGAGGACUAUGUUGGGCUACUAAUUGCAACUAUUAGCUCUGAUUUAUACGAUGUUGCUCUGCAUAUACUUGAACACAAACCAGAACUAGCCAUUGAACAAAAGCCCGACGGCGAGACAGCACUUCAUGUUCUAGCACGAAAGACUUCAGCAUUUUCGUGCAAAAGUGAACUAGGAAUCUGGCAGAGAUGUGUUUACGGCUGUGUGAGUGCAAAACUGUUGAACAAGUCUGGUCAUACUAGCAACUUCAGACUUCUCAAUUGUGUUAUGGACCUAACGGGAAUCCAGGGAGUUAUUCAGAAAAAGCUGAUGCAAUCCCAAGCCCUGGAGUUGGUAAAAUUCUUGUGGAAACAGUUCAUCAGGGAGCUUAUUCUCUCCUAUCCUGAUCUCAUUUGGAAAGUUGAUGAGCAAAGUCGAAGCAUUUUUCACAUUGCGGUUAUUCAUCGCCAAGAAAAAAUCUUCAAACUUCUUUAUGAAAUAGGAGCGCACAAAGAUUUGAUCACAUCCUAUAAGAACACCAACAAUUGUAACAUGUUACACUUGGCUGCAAACUUGGCUCCUUCAAAUAGACUUAAAAUUGUCUCUGGUGCAGCACUUCAAAUGCAACGUGAGUUGCUGUGGUUUAAGGAAGUUGAGAAGAAUAUGCAGCCAUUAUACAAGGAAAUGAAAGACUCAGAAGGUAGAACACCCCAUAUGCUAUUUACUCAGGAACACAAGGGAUUAGUCAAGAAUGGGGAGAGAUGGAUGAAAGAUACAGCUUCAUCCUGCAUGCUUGUUGCAACACUUAUUACUACAGUAAUGUUUGCUGCAAUUUUUACAGUACCAGGAGGCAACAACAAUAAUACAGGAACCCCUACGUUCCUUAAGGACAAGUCAUUUAUAAUUUUCUGCAUAGCAGAUGCACUUGCUCUGUUCUCCUCUGUGACAUCUAUAUUGAUGUUCUUAUCUAUCCUCACCUCGCGUUACGCUGAAGAGGAUUUCCUUGAGUCCUUGCCGAAGAGGCUGAUUAUUGGCCUAACAACUCUUUUCUUUUCUAUGGCAUCAAUGCUAAUGGCUUUUAGUGCUAGCUUUUUCAUUGUGGUUGGACAUCAACUGGCUUGGAUUAUUAUCCCGAUUGCUCUCACUGCUUGUGUUCCAGUUACCCUAUUUGCAUUCUUACAGUUUCCUUUGUUGGCUGAUGUUAUGCAUUCUACUUAUGGAUCAGGAAUAUUUUCCAUGGAAAGGAAGGAGACACUUUAUUAG